AUGCAACCAAGGCAUAAGGCCGACGCGUCGUCAUCACUGCAGAUUCCUGAGUGCCUCAUGCCGGUAACGUGUCCAGCGAAGCCCGGUUGGGACACCGCGUGGACUGUCGCCAGUAAUGCCAAGCUCAGCCUGAGCAAGACACCGCGUCUUGCUGCCAGUAACGCUGCCGAAAACGCGCCACGCAUCAAACACUGCAUCGCGGACGUUUCCGGGCGGGUUUCCUCCCCGAUGACAAAUACACCGACGCCCCUGCGACAGGCGAUCUCUGCGCAGGACCGCUUCACGGAAGCAGACGCCCCUAGCAUGACGGACGCGAACGGGACUUCGUAUCGGACCCCCGGUUCGUCUUCCGUAGAUGACGAUGGAGACGACGACUUCGAGCCUCCCAGGGAUUCAAGCAACUCGAGCGAUACGCUACAGGACCUUUUGAACGAGAUUGACGAGGAACGUGAAGACGCGGAUGUCGAAAACGUGCAGAUGGACCUCCAAGACCCGAAUACUGAUCGCACGCCUCGGGUCCGACGCACGGAAUCAUGUUCAGAGCGCGUUGCCUUGGAAAGAUCUCGCAGCCCGAGACACUCGGACCGUGAAAAAACACAACUCCAUGAGUGA
Phytophthora infestans T30-4 is the source of this 612-nucleotide messenger RNA. RefSeq lists its product as uncharacterized. The transcript has 6 exons. The coding region runs from base 1 to 612 and encodes 203 amino acids. The record is from RefSeq and is a predicted model, not a curated record. Lineage: Eukaryota; Oomycota; Peronosporomycetes; Peronosporales; Peronosporaceae.